AAAUGUUGCACUUACCCUCAGUCAAAACAUCCUCUAUAAGCAGAGCAAUGCCUCACUAGAAUUUAUUCUCUGUACAUUUGGUCUCUUACACUCCUGUGCAUAUAAGCUUCUGAACCAUAUGCAAAGAAAAUUAGAUACAUGUCAAACAAUAUGUAUCCAAUCUUUUCUCACAUUUGAAAACUAAUGAAACGGAUAAGAGUAAAUAUGUACAAAAGAAGAUGAUAUGUCAUUUUACACGAGGACUAAGCAGAAGAGCAAAAUUUUCAAAGACUGUGUAAGAUGGAUUAAAAUCAUUAAAAUCUGCAAUUAAGCUCGAUCAGCAACAUAUAAAAGUUAACCACUACAAUCUCUAAUAAAACUCAAUCUGCAGCACAGCAGCAGAGUAGAUUUAAAAACCGGAUGGAUCAACUCGGUUUAGACAUCCCAAGCUGGAACUAUAUAUUGAUUGCAAAGGAGGAUCAUUUUUGUAUUUAUUGUGGUAGAUCCAACGGUUAGAAAGGCAGACAAAAGAAGUGAAGACGACGACGUUUUGAGAAUCAUGAACCGUCAAUGCUCUCAUCAAACUGUUACCAGAAGAAGAGAAAGAUGAAAUAGAUAUUCCUUCAAAAAGUUUCAGUCUUUCCUCCAUUUCUCACAUACCCAUCUCCAAAAAAUCUCAUCUUGAUUCUUCAAUCGGAACAUGUUAAUCAAUUGCUGAUUAACCUUUUCCCUCCCCGUUGAUUUUCAUCCCUGUGAAACCGCCAUGGCCGCGGCUCUGAGGUCAAACACCUCGAGAGAAACCGCUUCUCUCGCACUCUCUCACUUUCGUUACUUCUUCUUCAACCGUCUCCACACCUCCUCGACUCCUCCUCGCAGCAGCCACCGUAACAAGAUCGCGUCUCUCAAGCCUACGGGAGGAGAGCGGCGGUGCUACGCUACGGAGAAGGUGAAAGGUGUAAAGUCUGCUCUUUUGUGCUCGCAAGGAGACCCGCCGGAUCUCUGGCAGCCUCCCGGAGAUGGAGCUUCCUCCCUUCGGCUUAAUACCGGUCGUGUCGGUGGUGGUGGAGGCAGUGCUGGUGUUGGUAACGGAGCAGGGUCGGAUUCGAAGGAGGAUUGUUGGGGUGGGUCUAAUCUUGGGUCUAGCUUUCCGACACCGAAGGAGAUUUGUAAUGGUUUGGACAAGUUCGUGAUUGGUCAGGAGAGAGCCAAAAAGGUGCUUUCAGUGGCAGUGUACAAUCACUACAAGAGGAUAUAUUACGAAUCAUUACAGAAACGGUCCUCAGGAGAAACCGAUAGCACCGCAGCGAAACCAGCUGAUGAUGAUGAUCUGGUAGAACUGGAGAAGAGUAACAUUCUCCUGAUGGGACCAACUGGCUCAGGGAAGACACUACUUGCGAAAACCUUGGCACGGUUUGUGAAUGUUCCUUUUGUCAUUGCUGAUGCAACCACAUUGACUCAGGCUGGUUAUGUGGGAGAGGACGUAGAAUCUAUAUUAUACAAACUUCUCACAGUCGCAGAUUAUAAUGUUGCAGCUGCACAACAGGGGAUUGUUUACAUUGAUGAAGUCGACAAGAUAACAAAGAAGGCAGAAAGCCUUAACAUCAGCAGAGAUGUAUCAGGAGAAGGUGUUCAACAAGCAUUGCUAAAGAUGCUGGAAGGAACUAUCGUUAAUGUACCUGAGAAGGGCGCUAGAAAGCACCCUAGAGGCGACAACAUCCAGAUAGACACAAAAGAUAUACUCUUCAUAUGUGGUGGUGCUUUUGUAGACAUCGAAAAGACCAUUUCAGAGAGGCGCCAUGAUUCGUCAAUAGGGUUUGGUGCUCCUGUGCGUGCUAACAUGAGGGCGGGUGGUGUUACAAACGCCGCUGUUGCCUCAAACCUGAUGGAAACUGUGGAAAGCAGUGACCUGAUUGCUUAUGGUUUAAUACCUGAGUUUGUUGGAAGGUUUCCUGUUCUCGUCAGUUUGUCUGCUCUGACCGAGAACCAACUUAUGCAGGUGCUAACGGAGCCCAAGAACGCACUUGGAAAGCAAUACAAGAAGAUGUAUCAGAUGAAUAGUGUGAAGCUGCAUUUCACGGAAACAGCGCUGCGGCUAAUAGCUAGAAAAGCAAUAACGAAAAACACUGGAGCUCGUGGCUUAAGAGCUCUUUUAGAAAGCAUCCUCAUGGACUCUAUGUACGAGAUACCGGACGAGGGUACAGGGAAGGAUAUGAUAGAGGCGGUUGUGGUGGAUGAAGAAUCAGUUGAAGGAGAAGGGCGUAGAGGCUCUGGAGCCAAGAUUCUCCGUGGGAAAGGAGCUUUGGCUCUGUAUCUCUCUGAAACCACUAAGUCCAAGGAUUCUCCUCAGACGACCAAGGAAGGAUCUGAAGGAGAAACUGAGGUGGAGCCGGUUGUAGCCAAUAUGUAAUGUAUCAAUAUACAUCAUCAUCGAUCCAGAACAUCUGGUAAAAUGUAUCUCUCUGUAUGCAUAACUUUUAACGUUCUUUGUACAUAUAUGAAAGAAAGAAAACAAACUUGGAUUAGUAAGUUUAAAAAUAAUACAAGGAUGCACAGUUUCCACUUUGAUAA
This is a messenger RNA of Brassica napus (rape), 2547 nucleotides long. RefSeq names its product CLP protease regulatory subunit CLPX1, mitochondrial-like. Gene Ontology annotation, biological process: protein folding; proteolysis; protein catabolic process. Bases 743 to 2386 code for a protein of 547 amino acids. Lineage: Eukaryota; Viridiplantae; Streptophyta; Magnoliopsida; Brassicales; Brassicaceae. Gene Ontology annotation, cellular component: mitochondrial matrix. Gene Ontology annotation, molecular function: ATP hydrolysis activity; ATP-dependent protein folding chaperone; ATP binding. The transcript is spliced from 14 exons. The record is from RefSeq and is a predicted model, not a curated record.